Messenger RNA from Dibothriocephalus latus, 393 nucleotides. NCBI's taxonomy places the organism in Eukaryota, Metazoa, Platyhelminthes, Cestoda, Diphyllobothriidea, Diphyllobothriidae. The record is from the annotation of a GenBank genome assembly.
AUGCAGCCCCUACUAGAUAUUCCGAUUGAUCUGGCUUUUCGAAUGUAUCGUAAUGCACGUGAUAGGUCCGUGUUCCAAAGAGCUUUCCAUCUUACGUCAUUUUUUCUAAAUGCGCUCUGGAUGAAGUCUGUCCUGCUGCGACAUAACUUCAGAAUAAUUAAUCAAAACACACUGCUGAAUCUUGUGCGCGACCGACCAGCUUUCCAACCCCUUAUAACCGUGUCCAAUCAUCACUGUUGUCUAGAUGAUUUCAUUUUGACAGUAGAUAAAACAAGGUGGACCCUGGCUGCAGUGGACAUAUGUUUUAUUAACCAACUCUACAAAACGUUCUUUGAGUCCGGGAAGGGCGUACCUGUAUGGAGGCGCGUCCGCGACCGAAGCACCGGCAACAUU